AUGAAAAGCGCGGGGCUGCUGCUCGGCUACUUUCUGAUGAAAGUUCUGGUGUGCGACGCGGGCGGAGAGCCCGGUAAGAGUCCGGACGGUCCGCUCAUGGCUUCGGGCUCCAACGAGUCCAGGGACGGGAGGAACGGAGCGCCCGACGAGCCGCACAUUGAGGACAGGUGCCGCGGCUAUUACGACGUGAUGGGUCAGUGGGACCCGCCGUUCGUGUGCCGCACAGGCAGCUACGUGUACUGCUGCGGCACCUGUGGCUUCCGCUUCUGCUGCGAAUUCAAAACCUCGCGGCUCGACCAGACCACCUGCAAGAACUACGACACCCCGCCGUGGUCCAUGACGGGCAGACCGCCGCCCAAAAAGAACGACCCCACGCACGACCCCACCAAGGAUAAAACCAACAUGAUCGUCUAUGUCAUAUGUGGAGUAGUCGCUAUCAUGGCCCUGGUUGGAAUUUUCACCAAACUCGGGCUGGAGAAGGCGCAUCGACCUCACAGGGAAAACAUGUCCAGAGCACUGGCGCAGGUGAUGCGGCAGACGGCUCCGGGAGAGCUCCUGGAGCGCGAGGAGAGUCUGGCUGUGCAUGGACAGCCCUACGAGAGCAUGCAGGCCAGGACCACAGCUAACAACAUGCAGGGCGCCCAGAUGAACAAUGUUGGUCCAGGAUCAGCUCUGAUGCAGGCUAUGACACAGUACCCCCAACUGGGACAGGUGUCCCAUGCCUAUGAGCAGCCACAGCCUGGCAAGGAGCUCAACAAGUAUGCCUCACUGAAAGCUGUGGCGGAGAAAGCAAAUGAGAACUUCUACGCAAACCGGAGGCACAUGGCAGAGUUGACGGCCAAAGGCACGCUUCCUCUGCAGCCGGUACGGCUGGAGCCAGAGCCGACCAACCCGUACAGCCCUGAGAUGCCGUGCCAAAAGCAGAACGGACACAGAGCCAAGAGCACCAAGGUGCACAGCUCACACCCACUGCCCUACAGUUCCAACACCAUCGCCACGACGGGCAUGCUAAAGGGCUGGGAGGCCUCAGAGACACUGGGCCGCCGCCACACAUACGGCCCCAAGAGGCACAGUGCACUGGUGGAGCAAGUCAACGAAUUAGCCUCCUCCCAGAGCCAGCACUACCUGCCCCCACACCCCUACUAUGUCACCAACAGCAAGACAGAGGUGACCGUGUGAGGGGCCCUGAUGGAGCCAGCUGACCCCUAGCCAGAGUAGAGGAUUUGUAAGAGAGAGAGAGGGAUUUGAGAGCAAAGAGGAGCAAAAAAGAAGAGGCGUGUCAAAGCCCUGCAUUGGCAGAGGUACAUUCAGCCAUCUGCAUGGCCCCGUGCGUGUAGGGUGUCUGUGUGCUUUUAUUCCCUUUCGUCCAAGAACAGUUGUGCACGGAAGAGGAUGGCACUGGACUUCUGCCUCAUUCGGGGGGGGGGCAACCAUUAUUUUGUUUAACGGUACUCUCUCUGUCCAUUACUUUAAUCUCUGCAUUAUAAUGCAAUUUAACAAUAUGACCUAUAGUAAUGAGCUUAUGACACAAAAAUGAGCAUAGUAGAGGCUGUCCAGCAGGGAGCAAGUGUUCCAAAUGAAGACAUUCAAAUGCCAGAUAUUCAAUGCAAUUAGGUUCUUCAGCAGCUGCAAUGUUACCAGUGGUCCUCUGUGCAGCAAGUCUAUGAAUACUGUAAUUCGGACUACGCAAUUGUGGAGCAUGUGGUCAAGAGCCCAUAGUCAAAUGUGAAAAGUUUUGAGAACACCAAAUGGAUGAUUUUGGACAUGACGAAGCCAUGUUAAUGGCGAUAUAGGUCUCCAGACAAACUGCAUCAAAACCUCUCUGUAGUGAAGCAGCACAUUCUAAUCUGACGAAACUCUGGGCCUGUGCCUUUCCAUGAAACCUGGCAUCUAAGCGCUUUGCGCUUUUUAAAAAAGCACAUACGGUGUUUCCUAAAGAACAAAGAUGACAAUAUAUGCUCACCUGUUGUUUACUGCUGUCACAUUUCAAUAGAACUUGUUGAUGCCUAGUGCUCUGAAACACAUUUGUUACUUUUUGCUCUUCAUUACUGUAACUCACUAGCUUCUGAUGUGAUUGUCAUCUAUUUUUGUACCUGCAAGCUCAAAGAUAAUAGACUGUAGGGCUCCCCGAAAAUAAAUGAAACAUGCUGUAUGUUUUUGUUCCUUUUUUUGUUUAUUGUUAUUGUUGGAAUUUUUAAGAGUAUAGUGGUAAUGCCAUUACAGUUAGUGAAGAUUGUAGCCCAGAUUUGAUAAGCCCAAACGAACAAUGGAGACUUCAUUACUUCCUACCAUUUGGUGUUUUAGAGCCCCAUAAUAUCAAAAUGUAUUUCAAUCAGAUAUACCCUGACAAUAGACCACCCGUAUGUACUGCACUGGAAUUGUUAUGUGCUGUAAAUGAAGUCACUGGACAUAUUAGGCCAUGGGCUCUGCACUAAAUCCAUCUAAGAUUCAUGUUUCUUUACAUAAUUCUUCCAGCAGCACAGUGUCUCUUGUCUACUUGUGAGCCUCUUAUUUGUAGUGAAGGAGUGCUCAGUGGUAUUGAAUAGGGUUGAAACACUGAUCUGGUGACACUUAUUACUAGAGAACAAGGGCCAACCUGUGUUCUCUAAACUGCUCUCUAAGUUACACCAUAUUUGUUUAGGUCACGCCAGUAUUUGUACGUGAUCCUGUUAGGUUUAUAAUCCACAUUCUCUGUUCUUACUGCUCUACAUAGAUAAGGCCUUUACAGUGUUCAUCAGAGAAUCCAGCAAGGCUUUCCCAAAUCAUGUUUGUUCUUGCUUUUAACAAAAUAAACAUAUUAAUACACAUUAAUACAGCCAUUAAGUACAAUUUAUUCAUUUUUAGUAUCUACAAGAAAAACACAAAAUCUAUAUUUAACAGAAAUUUACACAGUUGCUUCUACAACUAAAUAUGAUAUUAGUAUUUAGUGUUCACGCUUUCUUUCCUUCUUUCUUUCUUUGGGAGAAAGAAUGAAGAACUCUGCAGGGAUAUUUUUCCUCACCUUGCAUUUUCUGUUUUUCACGAUCGAAGUAAACACAUAAUUCACGCAUGUUGACGUCUGGACACUGAAGUGGUCAGUUCAUUGCUCUGAGAACAACAGCAGCUUCUUUGUUUGAUUUGCAAAGAUGUUCUCCAAGAGAUGUUCUCUUUCUCUGAGUAACUGCUUCUUGACAGCUACACAUCCUUUCAGACUCAUAGAGUGGUGUUGUCUUCUCACAGUGGAAGGAUGGACAUGAAUACCUGUGGAUGUUUUCAGAGCUGAAGCAAGAGUGGAGCUUCAUUUUCUCCUCUCUCUCAAAGAUGAAGCUUUAGGUUCUGGUUAUCUGAUGGAGACCGUUUUUGAGGUCUUCUAGGUCUUGUGUGUUUUUUCUCCUUCCUUUAUCGUAUAAUUAAUCUCCUUUCAGAAUCUUCUGAAAAAUGGCUCACUUGUACUUAAUGGCUGUUUAGUUAAGUAAAAGGAGUGCAAUCUGUGAGUUCUGCACAGUUCUCCGAGUAUUUUAUAUAUGAUUCGGAAAUAAUUGAAAUUCUUCUUUAUCGGAAGAUGAACAAGCAUUAAAAAUAAGGAAUUAAUGUCAUUACGUCAACUUAAAUUUGUACUUAUAUGUCUGAAUGACUGACUUGCGUUAUUCCAAGAGUUGAACUACUGCAUGACAUCAAUGAAUGAAUGAACAUCAACAUGCACACUUACGCAUUGGUCUUCAAAUGGUGAGAUUGCGCACAUCUCCAGAAACAUGAAGGAGCUGUGGAAUUGUGAAAGAUUCGUUGUAUUUUUCCUUGAGGAAGUUACUCAUUACGUAGUGUACCAGCUCCAUGCGAUGAUGAACUCCACACACUAAUGUUCUUUCCCAUGCUAAAUAAAGCACCACUGAUGCGAUUUGCCAUGUGUUGCGCUGAGCCCCCUGCCAAAUGAUGCAAGGCUUGCCGACACUUUAACUGCAUGUCUUCAUCAUGCCACUCAAGCCCCAGCUCUGUGCGUCACCACCACACUCCUGCAACAAAGUAGCACUUAAAGCUGAAAUAAUGGCUGCUGGUUUGACAUCCACUCAGUCCACUUAACGUUUAUUAAGAUGUUCCACUGUUGGUGACCUAAUGACUCACAGUACACCUUAGAGUCAUUCAAGUAUAGGAACAUUUCUCUGAAUGAAAAAUUACUUCAGCUUCAUGGCUUUUUUGUAUGGUUCCUAUUCCCGGGUUUAGAGGAAUAUAAUGAAAAGGCUUCUUCCACUCUUAUUUAUACUGAGUUCAAACAGCUAUUCUCAAUAAAUGCAGAAAACUUUUUUUUCUAACAGGUUGAGGUCAGUUAGAUGAAAGGUAAGAGCCCCUUUAACAUAGUUUCACAGUGUUAAGCUGCUCAUUGCUUACUUUCUCUUUUAUUUCUGUGUUUUACUGAUUUGCCAUUUAUUAGCGUUCAUCAAACAGUGACAACCAAGAAGAGCCAGUGCAAGUGGAAUAACAAACUAUGUUAAAUAAGACACAUUACUAUGUCAUUUCUUUUUCCAGAGGAUGACACCAUGAUUUUUCAUAGAAUGGGCUACAACAUUAUCAAUGCAUUAUGCCAUUUUGCAAAAGGGCUGAUAUCAAUAGAGAAACACUAGAACUGUGACCCAUUUUUUCAAGUAAUUAAAGUGCAUUUAAAGCAUGUUUGGAAGAUGAGGGGCUUGCACAGUAAAUGGCUGUGUAUUUCAUGGUUACAGUCUUGGCAAUUAUGUUAUGUUACAUUUUGUGGGUUGCCACUAUCUUCUGUAAAAUGCGCCAGCCCCUUAGUUUACUCAAGAAAAACAAUAGCUCCAGUCUUUGGUACAGCUGUUGGCUUGUUACAUUAUUUCAUUGAUUUUUUUAACAAAGUCACUUUGCAAAAUGUGAUACCUCAAGAACAAAAUGUAGGAAACCUUUUUUUUUUUUUUUACAUUCUGGAUAUGUGACCCAUGACAUACAGUACUGAUAACAUAUUUCCAUAUGGUAUACUCUGAAAACAAUGCCGAAAUAGUGAUACAGUAACUAGAUAUUCCUUAAGUAGCUUAGUAGUUGCUGAACAGAGUAAGUUGUCAAGUUUAGUUGUCUGUUUUGUAAUUGACAUAUCAAAAGUGAAAUCCAAUUAUGCAUUGAGAACAAUCAUAACAAUAGGCAUAUUCGAACCAAGCGCUGGAACUAGCUAUAACAUGAGUGUAAUCUAAUGAAGGAUUAUUUGUGGUCAGUGUCUUUUGCAGAAAUGUACAUCCAUUCGAUAUUCAAUAAAUCACACGCCUAUAUGGACCUAAAUGUGUUCUUGAUAGAGACACUAUAACACUAUGGGCAAACCAGAGAACCAUGGGAUUCCUUAUCUCAUCCCACUGCCUGUGGAUAAAGAUCUUCUGUACUGGAUGACAGCCUUUUUUUAAGAUAAUGUAUGUAACAUUUCUAUGUGCAAGUUGCAAAAUGAAGCACUGUUGUAUUGUUCAUGUCACAAUACUUCUUUACAAUAAAUGUCUUCUCAAACUUU
Pygocentrus nattereri (red-bellied piranha) is the source of this 5479-nucleotide messenger RNA. RefSeq names its product shisa family member 9b (gene shisa9b). Gene Ontology annotation, biological process: regulation of AMPA receptor activity; regulation of short-term neuronal synaptic plasticity. Gene Ontology annotation, cellular component: postsynaptic membrane; dendritic spine membrane; AMPA glutamate receptor complex. Bases 1 to 1179 code for a protein of 392 amino acids. The record is from RefSeq and is a predicted model, not a curated record. NCBI's taxonomy places the organism in Eukaryota, Metazoa, Chordata, Actinopteri, Characiformes, Serrasalmidae. The transcript has 4 exons.